AUGUCAGAAGAGGUCAGCGAAGAAGAAGUAUCCCUGCCUGAUCAGUUGCCCAUAAUAACGGAAAGUUGCUCCACAGAGUCGGACGAGCCACUACAUAAGGUCCACUCGCUGAGAGGGUCAACAAUUAAACAACGAAGAUCCACAAAACUAAACGACGUUCUGAAGCCGAAACAGUCGAUCAUCCCCAGAUAUUUCACUUCAAGCAAAACGGCCACUGACAACAUUGCCAGAGAUUUCAAGAAGGAAAUAUCUCCUUUUGAAUACCCCAGGGAUAUAGAGUUGUUUGCGCACGCAGUUAUGACCAAAGCCUGGAGGGAUGACAAGAGGAUUCGGGAGUUGCAGAACAAGGUUCAUAAUAGACCGAACUAUAGAGGCAGACAGAAGAGAGAUUCGUUGAAUCGACUUUAUGUGGAGAAACCUGUUAUAACAGAAGGGAAGACGGUGCUCAAUAUGGAUCCAAAUUAUUACACUGUAGUUGGAGGCAAGCCUAUUCGUAACAAACUAGACAUCAGGGAGUACAUCCAAACAGUUAGGGAAUCCCUGAGGACGAAAAUUGUGACUGGUUUCAGAGAAGAUGACAUACUGCUGAUAGACGAAGAGUUGAAGCUAGAACAAAAAGUAAUAGACACUAUAAGAGAAAACUUACAGCAAUAUAUAAACAUUUUCGAGCAAUUUUUAAUCAUCGACCACAGGACGGCUAUGAAUCUUUUACAGCAGUCCGAAACAUCGGCAACUGCGGGGUAUGCUAAAUACAUGGAGCACAAUGCAGUGGCUAAGAAAUUUGCAAACCUGCACUCUUCCCUGUACAAUGUGGAACAGAAAUGGAAGCAGUGCAAAACUUACCAGAAAUUUUUGUACGCCGUCAGUCCUCUGACGUGGAGGAUGGAGCAGGACUGUCCGAAAAAUAGAAGAACCAGUAUUUACAUGUUGCAGCAGAGACCUGGGGAUGCGUCCGACAUAUAUGCGAAUUACCGAUUGUCUCUCGCAGAAAGAGGCUUAUCGUUGCAAGAUAUUAUACAGGAAUUCAGAGAGGAGAUUGCUGGCGAAAAGGAUGCGGCGUUAUAUUUUACUGAGCCGGAGCAGCUGCUGGAUGUUCUUAAAUUCAUUGAAAUGCAAAAUCUCAACUCGUUACUUCACUCUGAAGGGCUGGCUGUGCCAUUGGAGAACGUCAAGGAGGGCAUGAAAACAGCGGUGACGUUAUUCGAUAACCAAAUAAAAAAAUUAGAAGAAAUCAUUGAACAGUUGGAAGGGGGUAUAUCAUGGGAGGAACAACGCGUAAUAUACCUCGAGGAACUUGCAGUGAAGCUAAUCAAAACGGAGUUGAAAAACGUGAUUAUAGACGAAAGUAUUCUUAAUUUGCACGUUUUUGUUGAGGAUAUCUAUGAAGCUAUAUUGGGACCGAAUGACGCAAACCUCAGCCUCUGGGAAAUGAUGAAGGCCGUUGAGGAAAGCUAUAGACAUGAACUGCUCUUGAUGGACAAGGUGCCUAGCGUACAAGUUGCGCAGCUGGAAGGCAGCUACUAUAAAGAAGAAAUGUUGGUGAUGAAAUUGGCGGAAAGGGCUAGCAAACAACACGACGAAUUGGAGAAAAUCACUGUGAACUUGAACAAGGCUUACACGCCUCCAGCAGGAACUGCUUUUAUAAGAAGGCCUAAGAACAGAAGCCCCCCACUAAAACAGCCCCUCAAGGAAGAGGAACCACCCCUUCAUUUAACUGCAGAAGAAGGAGAAUUCCUUGAAUUUUUUACAGAGUUCUGUGAAUAUACAGAUAAUCCUGGCAACUACGGAAUUCAACGCUUUUCACAAGAUGCGACAAAUAAUAAAACAAAAAAGCUCGCGGAGGAAGCAGCUAAAAAUGUGACUUUUGAGUGA
This is a messenger RNA of Anoplophora glabripennis (Asian longhorned beetle), 1872 nucleotides long. RefSeq names its product cilia- and flagella-associated protein 100-like. The transcript has 5 exons. NCBI's taxonomy places the organism in Eukaryota, Metazoa, Arthropoda, Insecta, Coleoptera, Cerambycidae. The record is from RefSeq and is a predicted model, not a curated record. Bases 1 to 1872 code for a protein of 623 amino acids.